AAAAAAAAAAAAAAAAAAAAAAAAAAAAAAAAGAAAGAAAAAAAACCCGAACCAUGCCCCGCACAUAUGGAAAAAAGCCGAAGCAGACGCGGCUAUCUUUCAACCCGGCAGGCGCUGCUUCUCCAGAUAGGCAAGGGAGUCCUGGCCGCCAAGCAAAACUACGCUAUGGACAUCCGUCUAUGCCCGUUGUUCGUCCGGAAAGGACGCGACUGGAUUUUAAAAAGCAAGAGGGUCAGAGAGACCGGAAGCAGCGGCCAUCGUCUCCGUCGCCGGUUAAAUCUUCUGAUGUAGAUGGGGGAGAGGAAGAGUCUAGAUCUGCAUCUUCCGGUGAUAAUAAAAGGAAGAAGAAGGGGAAAUCCGCGCGGAAGCAAAAGAAGGCAAUAGCUGUGGACGAAGAUGACAGUGAGCUGGAGGUUGCGCCUAGCAAACGCACGAGGAAUGGAAACCGAACAUCGAAGCGCAAGAGGCCUGCAGUAUCGGAAAGUGAAUCCAAUCAGUCGGAGGAAAAGAGCGACGCAGAUGAAGUUGUCAGUCGGCCGCGUCGCAAAUUGAGACGUGGGGCGGCGUCCAAACCAACUAUUGUCCUUGAUGAUGACGACGAGGAGAAAGAGGAUGAACUUGACCCGAAGACCCAAAAAGAAGAAGAGAAGAAGGAUGAGGAUGAGGAUGAGGAUGAGGAUGAGGAUGAGGAUGAGGACGAGGAUGAGCCACUAGUGACCCCGGCACGAAGACGAAGGCGCAAUAUAGUCUCCGAGGACCCUCAAACGCCUCGUCGAGGCUCAGACCAGGACAAGCUUGAUAUAGAAGAAGACCUUGAAGAUCUCCAGGAUUCAGUGGUGAAAGAAACGCGUACCCGCGGCCGACUCGCCAAUUCCGCGAGGGCCCAAAGACAGCAGCAUCUCGAAAUGCUACGACGGAGACGAGCAGGUUAUAGAUCAGAGGACAUCCCGGAAUCCGAACCCGAACCCGAGGAACCAGAAGAACCAGAAGAAGAGAAGGAAGACGAAGACGAAGACGAAGAAGAAGCAUCAUCAGACGAAAACCAACCACCAACCAACUACCAAACCCGCCUCAACUUCCAACAAGAAAACAGCGACGUCGAAUCCGCAAUCGCAAGCAACGAAGACCUAGACCACUACGACGAUGACUUCGUCCUAGAAGACGAAGAAAACGACACCCUAGGCGUCCCAGCCGGCCUCGAAGACAUGCCCUUCGAAUUCACCCGACACGCCUACAAGCAGACAAAAGAAUACUUCCGGGACACCGUCGAAUGGAUGGUAUUCAACCAGCUAAACCCAGCCUUCCACCGCUCAGCAGCCAUGUACCAAGCAGCAUUCACCAAAGUCGAAGACGAAGUCAAGGGAUGGACGGGCUCGCAGGUCAUGUCAACUGUGUGGAAUCUUGAUUUUUACCGGGCGUUGAUGGCAAGGCCGCAUAUCGAGAUAACCUCGUAUCCGAUUAGCGAUAAUCAUCCGUGUGAUGCUUGUAAUCGGUCUAAACAUCCGGCGUCGUUUGAUAUUAAGCUUUAUGGAAAAGCGUAUUCUAUGGACACCCUGGAGGCCCUAGAAGACGACGAAGACGAUGAAAGCACAAGGGAAAAAGACCGCAACGGUAACGUUAUUCCGUUUGAGGAUACUCGAUUUUACAUGGGACGAAACUGCAAAGCCCGCGCAGAAAUGGCCCACCCCGCCAUCCACUGGCGCUACCACCUAAACGAAUGGGUUGUCGACUACCUCGCCCACAAGGACUAUCUCUCCGACGAAGAGAUCCUCGAACGCAGCCACUGGAGCCCGAAGCGGAAGGCGACAUGCGCUGUCGAGACCGUUGCUAUGAUGGACCAGACGGAUGAGAUUAAGAAGAUGUGGCGCGAUUUCAAACUUCAUUUGGAGGCUGCGAGGGAGUCGGGCAAUGAGAGGUUUGAUAAGUUUUAGCAGUGUAGAUAGGUUUGCGUUUUUCAGUACAUAUGCCGUGAUACCCAUUCGAUUUUGUUCAUGAUGACCAUUUACAAGUACAUAGCGAGUAUAGCAGAGUUGCCAUUCCAUAAGGCCGUGGUAAGAUCAAGUCAUCCAUAUCCAUUAUCUAGCAACGCAAACGAAACCAAUGAAAACCGUAGAUAGAAGACAUGAUGAAACAGAAAGAAAAGAACAUAACAGGGACAUUGGUUAUACAAAUACACAAGCUACCCGAGCCUGGCGGGAAAUGCUGGAAGGAAGAGAAAGCAACGAAGAAGCAGAGGGGGGAGAGACCAGCAAACUAAAGACUCGUAAGGAGAACCAGGACCAGGGGGAGAACCUCAAUCAGCCAUAACCUUUUUUUUCUUUUUUGCGCUGCGCCAUAGUGUAAAAUCCAAGGAACAUCCAGCCCGAACCGUAGCUUUAUACAGAAAACAUGGGCUAGAUGUCGGAGCACAGCACAGUCGGCCCAGAG
Messenger RNA from Aspergillus glaucus CBS 516.65, 2427 nucleotides. RefSeq lists its product as uncharacterized. Bases 54 to 1931 code for a protein of 625 amino acids. The transcript is spliced from 4 exons. Gene Ontology annotation, cellular component: nucleus. The record is from RefSeq and is a predicted model, not a curated record. NCBI's taxonomy places the organism in Eukaryota, Fungi, Ascomycota, Eurotiomycetes, Eurotiales, Aspergillaceae.